AGGAGGCGGCGGCGAGGGCGGCGAAGAGGAGGAGGAGGAGGCGCAGCGGCGACGGUGUACCCGAGGAAUGCGCUGAAGAUGGCGGCCGGCCGGAGAGCGCCCAAGAGCGGGCUGCUGGAGCUGCGAGCGCCGGGCGAGCAGUGGCUGCGGGUGCUGGUCACGCUGUCCGAGGACUUUCUGAGCGUCAGCCCCAGCAAGGGCGCCGAGGAGCCGCUGCAGCCCCCGCCCAGCCCCGUGCAGCUGAAUGGCGGCGAGCCCUGCGCCCUCGUCCCGGACUCGCUCACCAACAUCAAGCGCACGGUGCGGAUCGUCAAGCAGGACGUGGGGGGGCUCGGC
This is a messenger RNA of Gekko japonicus, 336 nucleotides long. RefSeq names its product alpha-1-syntrophin-like. Gene Ontology annotation, molecular function: structural molecule activity. NCBI's taxonomy places the organism in Eukaryota, Metazoa, Chordata, Lepidosauria, Squamata, Gekkonidae. The record is from RefSeq and is a predicted model, not a curated record. The annotation marks the transcript as partial. Gene Ontology annotation, cellular component: neuromuscular junction; intracellular anatomical structure; dystrophin-associated glycoprotein complex. The transcript has a single exon.